Molecule: messenger RNA, 1420 nt
Organism: Zychaea mexicana
Lineage: Eukaryota; Fungi; Mucoromycota; Mucoromycetes; Mucorales; Lichtheimiaceae
Exons: 9
Coding region: 112-1362 (416 amino acids)
Biological process (GO): poly(A)+ mRNA export from nucleus
Cellular component (GO): nucleus
Source: RefSeq, a predicted model, not a curated record
UUUAGGUUGAAUAAGCACUGAGCUGACUGUAAAAACCAAAAUCGCCUGCUAUGCGACGAAUUUGCCAACUUUGCUUUUCAGUGAUAGCCGGCUCUCUCUAUCUUUAACACAAUGUCACAAGAUUUGGCACUUGGCAACGAAGAAUUGUUUGGUGGUGAAAUUGGUGACGAUCUUGAGCUGUCCGAUUUCGAGGGCGAUCAAGGUUCCGCCGAUGAGAACGACAAGCCAGAUUCGAAUGGUAACGAAGAAAAUCACCAAAGCAACGAAGAAUCAACAGCACAUUACGAAAAGGAGCAACCACAACAGGAGCAGCAGCAGCAAACACCAGGAGAAGCUUUAUUUAGUCGAGAAGACGACAAUUAUGACGAUGAAGAAGAGGAAGAAGAGGACGAGGAAGAAGCCGUAAUGAGACGACCCCGAUUGCCUUCAUUUAAACGAGCUCAGCGCGAUUCAACACAAGAAGACGAUCCCGAUCUGGAACGGAUGCGGGAGGAACUACGAUCAAAGCGACAGGUUGCUGCCGGUGAAGAUGGUGGCGACUCACAACACGUCUCGCAGCAGCCGCCUGGGGAAUUGGAUCCUGGCCAAGCCUUUUUGGAGGUCUUUGAUCGAUACUCGGAAAAGGUCAUGUCUAGCGGCAAACGUAAAAGAAAGAAAGCCGACGAAGAGGAUUUGGAACGAGCUAUGGAUGAUGAGCUCUCAUCUUUACGUGAUAAGAUGAAGAUGGCUGCAGAACAAGACAAUCAUUCAAACAGCCAACGAAAGCCGGCUCUUGCCAAACUCAAAAUGCUACAAGAAGCCAAAGCAUUAUUGACUCUAGAUGCUGCGCAAGAUAGUAUUUUGGACAACAAUCUACUUGACACCAUUCGGCUUUGGCUCGAGCCUUUGCCAGAUCGCUCACUUCCAAGUCUCGAUAUUCAAAACACGAUGCUUGAUAUCUUGAACUCUUUAACAAUAAGCAGUGGACACUUACGAGAAAGUGGUGUGGGUAAAAUCGUAUACUUUUAUCAAAAGUCGCCUCGAGUUGAGCCACGGGUGAAGCGAAAAGCAGAACAGCUUGUGGCCAAGUGGAGUAGACUUGUUAUCAAGCGUAGUGAUAAUUACAGAGAACGCAUGCAUGAAGAACAAGAUUACUCGCGCGAGCAGUCAAUGGCGCAACGUAAACGAUACAGACCAUCAAAUGAACAACCUAGAGAAGGAGGUGAUGACCCUCGACGACGGGUUCAUGUUCAUAUCCCUCAGGCUGUGGCUCCUGAUUAUGAUAUCAUUCCUAAAAGCGUUGUAAAGAAAGAAAGAAGGAUAAAAUCAAAAGAAGGUACCAUGAAACGACUCACAAACACGAUUCGAUCGAUGAAGAAAUAAUAAUAAUAAUAAAGCUAUUCAACAAUGAAGAUUACAAAAGACAUUAUGACGAAAAGGG